Messenger RNA from Rhinichthys klamathensis goyatoka, 1053 nucleotides. RefSeq lists its product as uncharacterized. Lineage: Eukaryota; Metazoa; Chordata; Actinopteri; Cypriniformes; Leuciscidae. The coding region runs from base 1 to 1053 and encodes 350 amino acids. The record is from RefSeq and is a predicted model, not a curated record. The transcript is spliced from 7 exons.
AUGGGACGCGAAACAGAUGACAACCCCCCACCACGCAGGAAAGCCUUCAUCGCCUACACCUUCUCCUGCUCCACCCUUAUCUUCGCCCUGUGCUGCAUCCACACCUGUGGUUCACUCAUCACAGAUACCCUCUUUAAGGCCAUCAAGAAAAAGAUAGACUACAGCGAUGUUGACUACAUACCAAAAAUCAGCUCAGAGGAAUCUGAUACAUCCAACAUCUCCCAAAGAGGCAGCUACUCUGCUCUAGCCAAGGUCACACUGUCCCAGGUCAUCCUGUUCAACCGAAGGAGAGAAGGUGAGGUAUCCCGUGUGCUUUUGUCAGCUUUUAAAAGCAGGGAUUCUUCUGAGCUACAUGAAGAUAUUGCCAUCUGUCUGUCUGAGUUUGAGAGGAAGCUGUGUCUGCACUUCACAAGAGUUGAGAUCCGGGGUAAACGAGGCAGAAAGGUUCCUGUGCUCCUCAAGCCUUCCAUGGUUUCUGCCAUGGAGCUGCUCGUUGAAACGCGGGAGCUUUGUGGUGUUCCAGCAGAGAAUCCCUUUAUGUUUGCCAGAUGUGGAGCAAUGUCAGCCUACAGAGGUGGAGAGUGCAUCAACAAAGCUGCUUGCGAAUGUGGCAUAAAGAACCCUGAAGCACUGUCAUCAACUAGGCUCAGGAAACACAUAGCAACCAUGUCUAAAAUUCUUAACCUUGAUGAGAAUGAAGCAGACCAACUGGCUGAUUUCCUUGGUCACGAUAUCAGAAUCCACAGACAGUAUUACCGGUUACCAGAGGGAACACUGCAGCUGGCAAAAAUGAGUAAAGUCCUAAUGGCCAUGGAGAAAGGAACACUGUCUGACUACAAAGGAAAGAAACUUGAUGACAUUGAAAUCGACCCAAAUGGUAUGAUUGAGGCCCAAGGUGAUUCCAUGUCAAGUGAUGAGGAGGACUACAGUGACCUAUCUCAGACAACAGCACCAGCAGAGACUGAUCAACCUGUUCAAUCUGAUCAAUCUGUUUCACAGGAGGAUCAAGCGGACUCUGAUGUCAUACGGCAGUCACACGGCUUCGCUGUCUGA